Acanthisitta chloris (rifleman) is the source of this 886-nucleotide messenger RNA. Its product is annotated as toll-like receptor 5. The record is from RefSeq and is a predicted model, not a curated record. Gene Ontology annotation, molecular function: protein binding. Lineage: Eukaryota; Metazoa; Chordata; Aves; Passeriformes; Acanthisittidae. Gene Ontology annotation, cellular component: plasma membrane.
GUUCAUGAUGUUAUGUCACCAGCUAGUACUUGGCUUUAGACUAUCACUAGCUAGUGGGGUGUCUGCAUUCAGAAUAUGCUACUCAAAAGCUCAAGUUUCUCUAUAUUAUGACUGCAAACUCACAGAUAUUCCACUUGUGCUGAAGGCUACUGUGAAGCUUUUGCUAACUUUCAGCUGCAUCAGACAAGUGACUGCAACUUCAUUUCCACUGCUGAAGCACUUGUUGCUGUUGGAAAUUGGAACUCAGUAUGUCUAUCCUGUUACCAUAGGAAAAGGAGCUUCCAGGAACCUGCCAAACCUUCGUGUCUUAGGCUUGGGAUACAAUAAGAUUCUUCAUCUGGAUUUUGAUGCUUUUGUGGGCUUGCCAAGACUGACUGUACUCUGUCUGUUUAAUAACUACCUUGGAGAUUCCAUCCUGGAGGAUCGUUACUUUCAAGAUUUGAGAUCAUUAGAAGAAUUGGAACUUUCAGGGAAUGAAGCCACAAAAUUUCAGCCUCAUCCCUUGUUUUAUAAUCUAACAGCCUUGAAAACUGUGAACCUGAAAUUCAACAAGAUAUCCAACCUCUUUCUUGCAGUGGGUUCAGGAUUUGACUUGUGUAACUUAAAAAAUCCAGGUAAUAACACUUUUGCAGGACUAGCAAGAAGUGAUCUUAGUUUCUUAGGUAUUUCAAAUGGUUGCAUUUUCUCUCUCAAUAAUUUAAUCUUUCAAAGCCUUGGUAAUCUGGAAUUGCUGAACCUUUUCAGAAACAAGAUAAAUCAAACCCGAAGGCAAGCAUUUUUUGGCUUGGGCAACCAAAUCCUCAAUCUCUCAAGCAAUCUUUUAGGUGAGUUGUAUGAUUAUACUUUUGAAGGUCUACCUAGUGUAACCUUUAUUGAUUUGCAGUAA